GACGAAGGCGACGACGGCGUCUCGCACACGCCGAAGGGUUGGCGGAUUUCCCUCUCUUCUCGCAGGGUUCCGCGGGGUUCCGCGGGGUUUGCCCGCGGGUGUCUUGUGGAUUGUCCCGUGGGUUGUCCCAUGGGCUCUCCGGGUGCCUCUUGCUGGCAUCUGGCCUCUGGUCUCUUUGAGGAGGCCUGGCGCAGGCUCCCUUGAGCCAGGUGCAUCGGCGGUGGGUGGCCGCAGCGGCGAUGAAACAGCAGCGGCACAGACCCUGGUGGUCGACGCGCCAUGCUUCCUCCCAUAAGUUUCUUUCAACUGUCCCAGAAGGAUCCUCAUCAUUAUCGCAGGUUGGGUCCGUAGCCAUUUUGGCUCAAGCUUUUUCUGGCACAAGCGUUGGACCAGACGCGCCGCAAGGCCCGGUCAGCGAUGAGCUUCAUGGGCGCCCGUGGCGGAUCUUUCAUGGCGGCGGGCCCGCACGGUGGCUGGGCCGCGGGCUCCCGCGGGGCCUUCGCCAGCGGGGGCGCCUACCCUGGGAUGGGCUACGCCGGUGGUGGAGGGGGGUGCUGCGGAGGCGUGGGCUGCGGCAACAGCUGCGGCGCGGACGGGUGCGGAGUGGGCGUGGCGCCCGCGUGCGGUGACGCGUGCUGCGGGGUCGCGGGCGCCAGUUGCGGGGGCAUCGCUGGAACGACGAUGUCGUAUGUGGGCAUGGGCGGCGAUUACAUCGCCACGACCACUUACCAGUACGUGGGCCAGGGUGCUGGCACCUUCACCGUGGUGCCGAUCCCCGCGGCCGGGUGCAGCCCAUGGUGGCUCUGCUGCUUCCUGCCGCUGCUCUUGACCCCCCUCCUCUUCUUCGCGGGGACCACCACCACCACGACCACGACCACAACGGCCCCCCCCAUCAUCACCACGCCGCCUCCGGACGUCGUGCCUACGCCGCCGCCGAAGGAGUGCUGCAUCGACAUGUGCAACUGUGCCCGCGAUGGGACGCAGUGUGACGAUGACUGUGGCUCCGAGAAGUGUACCGAUUUCGACGACUGUGAUGAGAAGGGCAUCUGCAUCACGGGCACUCCCGAAUGCGAGAACCCCACGCCGGCGCCGCCGCCGCAGGGGCCCCAGAGGCACUGCAGGAUCUUCGGUGACCCGCACGUGGUGACGUUUGACGGGCAGUCAGCAAGCUUCUACUCUCAGGGCGAGUACUGGACUGUGAAGAGCACCACCGUCUGGAUGCAGGGCCGCUACAUGCCGACUCCGGUGACCAACGGCCUCUCCGUCAUGAAGGAGAUCGCGAUCGGCGGGCCCUUCCUGGAGGGCAAGGACGGCACGAAGAACGUCCUCCGCAUCUCCUCCCUCAGAGCGACCUUCAACGACAUCCCCAUCAUCUCCGGCUUUCCGGACGCCUGGGAGAACCAGGACCCGAUGAUCAAGGUUGUCACCGACGGCAGCGGGCAGGUGAUGCAAUCGAGCCGCCACGGCAAGGACAUGCGCGUCGUGCACGUGGACUUGCCGCUCAACGUCCACCUGGAGAUCAACCGCUGGAACGAGCCGGGCGAGGGGGAUUACAUCAACACGAUGAUCACCAUGAGCAUGCAGCCCAACCAAGACGGCCACUGUGGAAAUUUCAACGGUGUGCUUGAAGACGACACCAGGCCGGCAAUCCGCGCCCGCAUCGGCACCACGGGUGUCCCGCAAGGGGAACUGCUCUUCCACACCAAGACCCCUGUGACGCCCGCGAACCGGCCCGACCUCAACAAUUGCCCGAUCGACAAGACUGAGAGGGCCGAGGAGCUCUGCACGGGGAAGUCUAAGACCGGCAUUCCCAACAAAGACUGCAUGAUCGACGUGUGCUUCGGAGGGGAGCACUUCGCAGACAUGACCGACUACGACUAAUUAGGCGAGGGACGGCGCGCAAAGACACUCGCGAGCCAUGCUGCUCUGCCGCAUCUCGUGGAGGUGUCAUGUCGUGCACUGUAACCAGGCAGAGGCAAACGGCGCCGGCGCCCCCGAGUCAGGCUCACCGCUCCGCCGCAUUUUUUUUGCUCACCGCCGGCGGCUCGAAGCUGCGUGGCCAUGGGAAGGGCAAGGGUUAUCCGCAGGGGCUGGACAAAGCUGCCUUUCUCAGCGGGGAAGCUCGCAGACCAUGUUCUCCGUUUCUGUAAGCAUGGGUUGAGAGGUGAAACAAAUCAUUCUCGAAGGUUGUGGAGAGGGGGCAAGAACAAAGUGACCCCAGCCAGGGACUCGAUUCCGGUUCCGGCUCGUGUCGAGCGUGUGUGCGAGGCGCAGCUGCGAGGGCCCUGGUGCCAAGCCGGGCAACCUGUUGUGAAGGCCUUACGGCCGUUGCCGCCGAC
This is a messenger RNA of Prorocentrum cordatum, 2339 nucleotides long. The record is from the annotation of a GenBank genome assembly. NCBI's taxonomy places the organism in Eukaryota, Dinophyceae, Prorocentrales, Prorocentraceae.